This is a messenger RNA of Dermochelys coriacea (leatherback sea turtle), 5137 nucleotides long. It is a transcript of the gene CLSTN2, whose product is annotated as calsyntenin 2. The record is from RefSeq and is a predicted model, not a curated record. NCBI's taxonomy places the organism in Eukaryota, Metazoa, Chordata, Testudines, Dermochelyidae. Gene Ontology annotation, cellular component: cell surface; postsynaptic membrane. Gene Ontology annotation, molecular function: kinesin binding; X11-like protein binding; calcium ion binding. Gene Ontology annotation, biological process: homophilic cell-cell adhesion; positive regulation of synaptic transmission; positive regulation of synapse assembly.
AGAGGAGAGUUUGGAGGUGUGCUGUGGUGGGCUAAGAAGACCCAGACCCUAGCAGUCCCGGGGUGAAAGCUGGCGCUGCUCUGGUCCUGCCAGUGAGGCUGUGAAUGACCGAGCAGCGAGCGAGGAAGCCGCCGCCGCAGCCCAGCACCGCUCGCACCUGGAGGCGGGCCGCGGGAGAGGCGGGCGGAGGGAGCCGAGGGGCGCGCCCAGCAGCCCCUCUGCGGGCCAGCGUUUGGUGGCGCUCACGCCUUGGCGGGAGCCGAGAGUCCCCACCUGCCCGGAGCAGCCCGGAGAUGCUGAGGCUGCGCUGGGAGUCGGCGCUGCUCCUGCUGGGGGUCGGGAGCCUCCUGGCCGCUAAAGUGAACAAACACAAGCCAUGGAUAGAAACUUCCUAUCACGGAGUCAUUACUGAAAACAACGAUACUGUCAUUUUGGAUCCUCCUCUUGUUGCUUUGGAUAAGGAUGCUCCUGUUCCCUUUGCAGGCGAAAUCUGUGCUUUUAAAAUCCAUGGACAGGAAAUGCCCUUUGAAGCUGUCGUGCUAAACAAGACAUCUGGAGAAGGUCGUCUCCGAGCAAAAAGUCCAAUUGAUUGUGAACUGCAGAAGGAGUACACAUUUAUCAUCCAGGCAUACGACUGUGGAGCAGGACCUAGUGAACACUGGAAGAAAUCUCACAAGGCAGUGGUCCAUAUCCAGGUGAAGGAUGUUAAUGAGUUUGCACCUACCUUCAAAGAGACCUCGUAUAAGACCACAGUGACUGAGGGAAAGAUCUAUGACAGUAUACUGCAGGUGGAAGCUGUGGAUGAGGACUGUUCUCCACAGUACAGCCAGAUAUGCAAUUAUGAAAUUGUCACCCCGGAUGUUCCUUUUGCCAUUGACAGAAACGGUAAUAUUAGAAACACCGAGAAGCUGAACUACGAUAAACAGCAUGAGUAUGAGAUAAUGGUAACUGCUUUUGACUGUGGACAAAAACGUGCAACAGAAGAUGUCUUAGUACGAGUUGAUGUCAAACCAGUGUGCAAACCAGGCUGGCAAGACUGGAACAAGCGUAUUGAGUAUAAGCCUGGCUCUGGCAGCAUACCUUUGUUUCCCAGCAUUCAUCUGGAAACCUGUGAUGGACCUGUUUCCUCAAUCCAUACCACUGUUGAAUUGCAAACCAAUUACAUUGGCAAAGGCUGUGACCGGGAGACAUACUCUGAGAAAUCACUGCAAAAAUUAUGUGGAGCAUCCUCAGGUGCCAUUGACUUAUUACCCACCCCUAGUGCAGCAACUAACUGGACAGCUGGGCUUCUGAUAGACAACAAUGACAUGAUUUUUAAAUUUGAUGGAAAACAAGGAGCCAAAAUUCCUGAUGGAAUAGUACCAAAGAAUUUAACUGAUCAAUUCACUAUCACUAUGUGGAUGAAACAUGGACCUAGUCCAGGACUGAGAGCUGAAAAAGAAACUAUUCUUUGCAACUCUGACAAGACAGAAAUGAAUCGGCACCAUUAUGCACUUUACGUGCACAACUGUCGUCUUGUGUUUCUGCUGCGUAAAGAUUUUGACCAGGCUGAUACAUUUCGCCCAGCAGAGUUCCACUGGAAGCUGGAUCAGAUUUGUGAUAAAGAAUGGCACUACUACGUCGUCAAUGUUGAGUUUCCUGUGGUUACCUUAUAUAUGGACGGCACGACGUAUGAGCCUUACCUUGUGACAAAUGAUUGGCCUAUUCAUCCAUCACACAUAGCCAUGCAACUAACUGUUGGUGCUUGCUGGCAAGGAGGGGAAGUUGCUAAACCCAGAUUUGCUCAGUAUUUUCAUGGCAGCCUUGCCAGCCUCACUAUCCGUCCAGGCAAAAUUGAAAGUCAGAAAGUGAUUUCCUGUUUGCAGGCCUGCAAGGAAGGUCUGGAUAUUAAUUCUCUUGAGAGUCUUGGCCAAGGAAUAAAGUAUCACUUCAACCCUUCCCAGUCAGUCCUUGUCAUGGAAGGAGAUGAUAUUGAGAAUAUAAAUCAAGCUCUCCAAAAGAUCUCAUAUAUCAACUCUAGACAGUUCCCUACCAUGGGCGUACGGCGUCUUAAAGUCUCGUCUAAAGUCCAGUGUUUUGGUGAAGAUGUCUGCAUUAACAUCCCAGAUAUAGAUGCCUAUGUAAUGGUGUUUCAGGCCAAUGAGCCCAAGAUCACAAUAAGUGGAAUGGACCACUUUGCUAGACCAGCUACGCAAUUUGAAAGUGAAAGAGGAGUGACUCUGUUACCAGAUAUCAGAAUUGUCAGCACAGUCACCAAAGUGGAACAUUCUGUGGACUUUAAAGAAAAUGAUGGAGUCCAUAAGCCAGUUGUGUUAGAGGAAAUGGUUCACAACCUGGAUUUCUGUGACAUUUUGGUCAUUGGUGUGGAAUUAGAUCCCAGACAGGAGUGUUUAGAACUGGAUCGUAAGGAGUACCAAGGAAAACAUCUAGAUGCCACCAACUCCACAGCAGGGUAUUCUAUCUAUGGUGUGGACACAAUGAGAAACUAUGAACUGGUGCUUCGACAAGUUCGAUAUCGCAAUUGGCACACUUUCAACAUCUUUGAUAGAAAGUUCAGGAUCAAGUGCUCAGAGCUGAAUGGCCGAUAUACCAGUAAUGACUUUAACUUGGAGGUUAAUAUCCUACACAACUCGAACUCUAAUUUUAUGGAGCAUGUAAAUCACAUGGUAAUACAGCCACAGUUUCUCCAGUCUAUCCAUCACCCAGAGGAAAGCAUAAACAGCAUUCCUGGCUCAGUUGUUCCAAGCGUGGCUACUAUUGUUAUAAUAAUCUGUGUCAGUAUACUAGUCUUCAUCAUAGCCUUGGGCAUCUACAGAAUUCGGACUUCUCAUCAGCCCAGCUCUACAGAAAAUGAAGGAAGUAAAGAAAAUGAAAUGGAUUGGGAUGAUUCUGCUCUAACCAUUACUGUCAACCCCAUGGAGAAAUAUGAAGAGCCUCGCCAUGUAGAAGAGGAGAGUGAAGAGGAAGAAGAUACAACCAGUGAUGAAUCAGGUGAAAGUGAGGAAGAGGAGGAAGAAGAAGAAGAAAUUGGAAAUGCAGGAGACAAACAGAAUGCCACCAGGCAAGAGCAGUUGGAGUGGGAUGAUUCAACACUUCCUUACUAGAACCUGCCAGUCCUAUUGCUCCUUUUGUAAACACCAAUACAAUUUAUUUCUGAGUCAAGUUAAUCUCUGUCUAUGAAUUAACUGACAGGAUUUGAAUUUAUUGCCUAAAAUAGAUAUAGUUCUAUUGCCCAAAUUGAUAUAGUUGUAUCAGUUGCUAUUGAUAGAAUUGUCCCUUUCCUUACAAUGCCUUGUGAAAUACAGGGUACCAACUUUAAUGUCCUCUAUGGUAAUGACACUAGUCUGGAGCUUGGACCAUCGAUUUAUUCCCUCAAUUUCCAGUUUCUGUUCCAAAUAAUCCAAUAAAAGUCCUGUCACUCAAUCCAUAGAGGUUUUGCCUUUGCUAUUUUUUCAUAUAGGAGAGAUUUCAGCUUGUUAUGAUUUCUGUGGAUCCAAAUAAUGCUGUUGCCAUUUGGCUUCACUUUAUUGUAUGUCUAAAAAAAAUCUGCCUUCAAAUUGACCUGGUAUUGCAGUGUCUCCAGGAAUGGGGGGGGGAGGAAGCAGAGGUUUAAUGCUACAGGUGUCAAGGCUGAAUGCCAUUUACCCCUCCUUUUUUGCCUUCUUGGAUGCUAAUUGCAUUCUACAAAGGGAUAUUUAAGGCUUCACAUGUAGGGUGUAUGAGAAUAGGAAUGGGUAAUACAUUUUAUCUGCUAAUGUCAUGACCUUGAAGAUAAAAUCUUUAUCCAGUCCACCUAUUGAAACCUGACUACUAUCAUGUAAAACCACCAGAAAAAAACUUUUUUUCUUUUAAGUCUCAAAGAUCUUCUGCCCACAGAUUAAACAAUUUUUCUUAUGUGAAACAUAAAUUGUAAUUCAACUUGGCUUUGGCUGAAACCUGUGGGGCUGAUCAUUAGCCACAGAUUCAUUAAUUUGCUGCAAAUCAGUGUUUUGUAAUCUGCAUUGUAAAUCAUUAUCUUGAUGCAGUAUCUUACUGCAGUAACAGAAAAUCAAUGAACCCCAGUAUACUCAAGUUGCCUCUGGUUGGGACUUAGACAGGUACUUACAUUUAUGCAUGAAAAUGAAAUAUAGUCUUGGGGAAAUGUUCCCUUCUGCCUGUAGAAAGACUGAUUAAAUGAUUCCAGCUGGAAUUUGUCUGACUUUAUUCUGUAAAAUAUUGUCCCCCAUUUUUGCUAUACUUUUACCAACCAAACAGUGGCAAAGGAAAAAACUGACAUAACCUAGACUCUCCAGCUCUCCUUUGCACCUACAACUGUCUUUUUUUCUCCUCUUCUUGAACCCUUUAUUCUUUGAGAAAAGGGGUCUAUAAAAUAAAAUAGGAACAAGGAAAGCAAAAAUCCACCUGGAACCAAAAGAAGUAAAAGAACAAGGAGAACUUGAGCAAGUAUUGGUUUAAUGUGGCAUAUUUUUUCCUAAACACUGUUCAAAGAAAAAAUACACAAAAUAUGCUGGUAAUUCUGUUUCUGUUUUUUCCUCCUCCCUUUAAUAUCCUUUGCAUCUUCAAAAUGACAUGAACAACAAAUGAGGCAGCACUUCCUAGGUAACAGUUAUAUAUUAAAAUAGACAAACCAACUGGCAUGACAGUGAAUGCUGCCCUGUGGCUUUUCACCCGUUUCCAACCAUCUUCUUUAGAUUUUGUUUGUUGGAUUUUGCUUUGUAAUUUGCUGUUUGGAGUGAGCCAUUCCUCCUAUCUUUCCUGUGUGCCCCCAAGAAGCUCAGUAGCAGUACAGUAUGGAGUGUAACAGGACAAAAAAGUACAUGUGUCAAUCUUUUUUCUUUGCUAAGGUGCCAUGGCUCCAUGCACAGUCAUGGCACUUAAUCCUGCAGGGGGCAACCCUUACUCACUCUGGGUUCAUAUGGAUAACUUUCAGGGUUGCCAGCUCUCUUGCUACUUCGUAUAUUUCUUAAAGCCUCAGCUCUUACAGUAAUGUGAAUACAGAAAAUCUCAGCUUUCAUUUUUUAAAUCAAGUUUCUAGCUCUUAUGGGUUCAAAAAAAGUUGAAAAUGUGACCCGAGUGGGCCCUACAAGCUUAAAAAAUUGAAAGGUAAAUGAAGACAGUCCCAAAUUUAUUCCUUUUU